AUGAAUCAUGAUCCUAACGAGAUAUGGGAAGAUUUGGGUUUAUUCGAGCAAUUUGUAAUAAGAUGUAUGUAUAAAAUUGAUCCAUUAUUAUUAGGUAAAAAUACCGAACUUAAAUUAUCAUAUGCAUCUUUUGAAGAUGUCAUGAUUGAAUGCCCCCUUCAUUUAAAAAAGAAGAACAAAAUCAGAAAAAAGCAUGAGUAUUUUAUACUUAAUCAUUUAACUCUCUCAUUUGAAGACACAAUUCCUGGAUUGUUCACAAAAACACUUUGGAAAGCAAAACAAUAUCAAUUCAGAGCUGGAACAAACAUAUACUAUCAAGCUUUCAAAACAUAUAUGAAGCAUGUUUUCAUACCACAGCAUAAAGGAAUUUUGUCUGAAGAUGAACUAAGGCGUGUCCAAGAAGAUGUUGAUAAAGCUAAACGAAAAGAAUUUUUGCUAAGAGAUCCAGAAACACGUGAAUGGGUACCUUAUAAUCUUGAAACUGUACAUAGAUUGUCAAUUGCUAUCAGAGAUGCAUGGGCCCCUGAUUUUGGAACCCAUUAUAUUGGACUUGAGCCGGACCUAUGCAUUUGUCUUUAUGGUGAUGAUUACGAACAUUUGUGGAUCAGAGAUAUUUUAAAAGGGAAAAUAUAA
Molecule: messenger RNA, 633 nt
Organism: Trichomonas vaginalis G3
Lineage: Eukaryota; Parabasalia; Trichomonadida; Trichomonadidae
Exons: 1
Coding region: 1-633 (210 amino acids)
Source: RefSeq, a predicted model, not a curated record